GUGACGUAAACUGCGUCAUCACGCAGCCUGCGUCCUCUCAACAAACGAGGCACAUUUGUUUCGGUUUGUGGAGGGUUGAUGACAGAGCCGCUGAAGUUGCAGAAAGUGUAAGGAUUCCAUACAGAAUAAAGGUUAAACUGUGGACAGACGAGGACACGGGAGUUAUCAACAUGGCUGCGCCCAUCAUCAAAUCCAAACAAGCGCAGAAGGAAGUCAAUGGAAUUCCAACAGAAGUCGUCUGCACGGAGUUCAGUAAUUACAUAUUCGUAGUUCUCACUCAGUACGGCAAAAUUGGGACAUUGAUAUCUGUCACACCUGACUCCAGAUCUAAUGAUAUCAGUACCCCAUCGUUCUCCACUAAAGUGCUGCUGGGCAAAGACGAGCCAAUGACACAUGUCUGUGCCAAAAACCUGGGAAUGUUUGUGUCACAAGAAGCUGGCAGCAGGCCCGUCUUACUUGGACUGGCACUGAAGGAUUCCUCCAUAGAUGCAGUAAAACAGAUUAAAGAGAUCAUCAAAAGUUGUCAAGUCUGGUAGGGAGUCAUAGAAACGGACUUGAAGCCUGUAGAUUUGGUGGAAUACUGAUCAUCUAGAUACCCCCGUGUCACAUUUUUCCUCUGCUUCUAUUUUGACCAAAACCCUUCCCUAAAACUAAUCUGUAAUUUCAAAAUUAUAGGCUAGUGCUCCAAGAUAGAAGUGUAUGGAUCCAAAUGUAAUUCCUUUGACCCUUUUUAUUUGUUGAGAAAGUACAAGAUGUCUUCUGGAAAACAUGCUGGAGACUUCAUGUAUUUGUAAAGGAUUUCCUGCAUCCCACCAUCCUCUCAAAGACUGAAAAAUGUGUGUCCUCGGUUAACACUGUAUAAAAUAUGUAUUGGCGAUGCAGUUUUUGGUAAUGUUUCAUACUGCUCAUUAUUUUUUGUGUUUUAGAAUGCAAACAUUGAAAUAAAUUCUUAAAGGACACCA
This is a messenger RNA of Amphiprion ocellaris (clown anemonefish), 962 nucleotides long. Its product is annotated as proteasome assembly chaperone 3-like. The record is from RefSeq and is a predicted model, not a curated record. The transcript is spliced from 3 exons. Lineage: Eukaryota; Metazoa; Chordata; Actinopteri; Pomacentridae. Gene Ontology annotation, biological process: proteasome assembly. The coding region runs from base 171 to 536 and encodes 121 amino acids.